AUGUCGACUUCAUUGGGGCGACUCCAAGCUGCCCUUGCUGCAGCGACAAAUGAGGUUACUGUCGCUGCCGCCAACAUUAACUUUGACUUCACACUCGUGAAGUACGAGGCACCCAAGGAGUUCAAACCUCUGGGGGAACUUUUGACAUAUAAACGGAAAGACGAAGCGGAGCACGGCAAGUCCCACAUCACCGCAAGACGACUCGGGGCCUUGUUUGAUGGUGUAUGCCCGAAUACUCCGAACCUCUUAAAGGCGUAUGGAACACGAGUUGCAGAAGUCUCGAAGAAAGCGACCGAUAACGAGCCCAAAGAGUAUCGAGAUUCAAUAUUUUCGGCGUAUGCAGGUGUGGACGGGACUUCUAUUUGGGCAGCAGCUACCUCAUCGAAGACCGCAAUCCAUGUUCACAUGCUGGCUUGUAUGCUAGCAGAAUUUUGGGACCCUCCCGAGGCCAUCUCAAUCUGGGAUGAGCUUGUCGCAGAAAGAAGGAGAGAUAUCGCAGCGCGAUUAGAACAAGGGGAGCCCAUGCACUUCGGCCUAGCAGCUGCUGCAGCCCAACAGGAUAUCUCGCGUCAAGACCUGGCUAGCUGGGAUGCAAGCGCCCGGGCGUGGAUUCAGACAGCUAAGGCAGUGGUGCGGGUCAAGUACACGCAACUGAACCUUAUCUUGAAGAACGUCGACACUCUUGUCCAUGAUAAGACAAAUGUAUUCAAUGGGGUGACUGAGGCGUGGAGGCUCUCGCUAGAAACCAUGGAGAAGCUUGUAUCUGGAGAACCACAAGAAGUCCGUAUCGGAGCAGCAAUACUGGGAGUAUCAGCCUGGCACAUAUAUCCAGAUAUGCACAUAUUUGGGGCAAAGAAUAUGGUGGUUCGAAUGGACGACCCUUUGGUACAACACGGCGGAAUCUUAUCACUCGGUUGCUCCCCAUCAAAUUCACGCCCUGGAGUGCAUUGGUCUCUCUGUCUUAACCACUUCAAGUUCUACGGCCACUCGUACCAUUUCAGAAUUUUCAUCAUGCGGUUAUUGGGGCAAUAUUAA
This is a messenger RNA of Clonostachys byssicola, 1035 nucleotides long. NCBI's taxonomy places the organism in Eukaryota, Fungi, Ascomycota, Sordariomycetes, Hypocreales, Bionectriaceae. The record is from the annotation of a GenBank genome assembly.